GCUCGGCAGCCGCACUCACUGGCCGGCCUCCGAGCGAAGCACCCGCACCGCCACACCAGCUCCCCAGCCGCGUGCUUACACCGCAGCAGCAACAAACACUCGACUUUUCGCCCUGAACCUCGAGGGCACCCUUUCGGCCCAACGACCUGGCAAAUCUCCAAAACUGAGUUCCUUCAGCACUUCUCGGCCCUUAUUUGUUGGCUUUGGGAUUGACAGAGCUCGCAAUAGUGGCCGGCGUAUGGAGCCAAAGCUUCUGCAGGGCAGCAUCAAGGAGGAAGCCCCGGAGAGGCCCCCGCAGCAGCCGCCCAGUCCAGCAGCCCACAAGGCCAGGAGUUCGCCGCCGGCCUCCGAAGCAGCUCGACCAACCAGGGCUUCAUCCAAAGGAUCUACCAAAGAGGCGCCAGACAGCCCUGAAGGCGCCCAGCAAGCUCCGAGCGUCCCCAUCGCAGGAGCGACCAUCCUUUCCACGCCAACUGGCAGCGAGAGCAGCACCAGCAAGAACUCUCCUCCGGCCAUGGGUGUCGUCAACGGAUCCAACAGGGACUUUCCAUCUUCGCCGCCUGCCUCUCUGAAUGGCAGUGGAGGCAGCCCAUCACCUCCUGGAGCUGCUCCUAUUGCAGUGCCGAUGAGCUCAGGUUCCGCUAGUCAGGCGCAGCUGCUCGAGGCCAGGCAAUUGGCCAAAAUGCGAAGAUUUUUAACCACCAUCGUGCAGUUUGGCUCUGACAUUUCACCAGAAACGGGCGAGCGGGUCAAAUCUCUGGUGCUGGCGUUAGUGAGCAACACGCUUGGCGUCGAGGAGUUCCAGCGCGCCUUGCAGGCCGCCUUCAACUUCCCACUACGACCCUUUGUGCUGCCCUUUCUUCGAGCAGGCAUCCCAGCCAUGCAGCGAGAGGUCGCCGCCCUGGCCAGAAUCGCAAAGCAGAGUCCGCAACAGUAUCUCCGUCAACAUGAGCAGUUAGUCAUGGACCCUUCGUUCUCGCCAUCGGAGCCGUCCGAGAUCUUCCACUCAAUGGGCGAGCACCACGCAGAGCCGGCGUUCGCCUUGAAGCGGCCCCGCGAAAGUUUGUACGAAAACGGCGUUGGCGACUCAGAAUACGCUCCGGCCACCAAACGAUACCUCAGCUACUCUUCUGGCCAGAGCAGCACUUCUUUCUUCUCUAGCCACCCGCACCACAUGAUGCUGCACCCGACAGGUCACUCAUCCGACCUCGGGGGCAGGGCCUCCGUACUGGGGGUGACGCACCCACCCUCCACAUCUGCCCACUACAAUCCCUUCUUGACGGGCGCCGCUGCGAGUCAGAGUUCAGGCGCAGCUGACGAGUCGCGGGGAAGAUGCGGCGACGAUGAGUGGAAAAAUAUACAUGUAAUGUUGAAUUGUAUACUGAGCAUGGUUGAGAAGACCAAACGCGCCCUGGGCAUCCUCCAGCAGAGACCGCAGCCAGAGUCUUCGAGCGCCGAAUUCACUUCGAGUUGGUUGAGAAAACUGCCGACGGACAGCUCUGAGCAGAGCGACAUAAAAAAGGCGGCCGGCGACAUCAUGGCCCAAACCAUCAAGCUCACCGAAGAACGCGUGGCCGAAGUGAAACGCAGAGCAGAGGAGGCGGUGAACGAAGUGAAAAGACAAGCGAUGCUUGAGCUGCACAGGGCGGUGACAGCGGCUGAAACCAAAGCGGCCGAGCUGGUAGCAACCGAGAGGCUUCGAAUGGAAAAGUUGUUGCUCGAGGCAAGGAAGCACGCCGAAGAAGCACCCAGCACGUCAGAAGCAGGCUCGGAAAUAAGUGGGAACUGCUGGAACUGCGGGCGCAAAGCCAACGAGACGUGCAGCGGAUGCAACACGGCGCGCUACUGCGGCGCCUUCUGCCAGCACAAGGACUGGGAGAAUCACCACCAGGCGUGCAGCAUCACCGCAGAGAAGAACGCUUCAGCGCCCAAGAGCACGGCCAGCCUCAAAGUGGCCACCGUGAGCCUGACGGCCACAGCGGCCGAGGGCAAGUGACGCCUGCGACUCGGCCGGCCCAAAUCCACGGCCCAGCAGCAGUGACUUGCCCGAACUAGUCCCCCGAGUGGCCCUAGUGAGUUGAGCGAUUCUGAACCAAAGCACCUCUGAUUUGGAGUUUUUCUAGCAGAAGAUUGUUUCAAAAACAGUUCCUAGAACUAAUUUGGAGAAUUUCUUUGAAUGUGAAUAUGGUAGGAAAAGAAUUAACAAGAUGACAUUUAUCUUGAAUUUUUCAUUUGUGAAUUUUGAGGCUGAACUAAUUUUUAACUCUGGUUUUUUUUAGUCACUUACACUUGUCAGCCAAUUUUUUAUUCUUGUACCGUUACUGAAUCUUACUUUGCACUGAAGCUGUAAAAUAUUGACACCGUUAUACUCAUGCUCAAUCAAUAAUAAUAUUAAAUGUUACUUGUACAAAGUCGCGCUCUGUUGACCACACAACCAUAGUCAUUUUAAAUCAUUACCAAACAAAGCACUACAAAUUUUUUUGGGAUUAAGUAUAUGUUUAAAAAAUAAUAAUAAUCAUGACAGUGACGUUAGCAAAAUCCGUUAAAUGUACCACACAUAACACAUACUCCUAGUCACCGAGUCCAUCCUGAACUAGACAGCUUCUUUUUGUCCGAGUAGUGAUAGUUUUGUUGCUAUAUAAUUAUUAAUGUUGGUUAUUGAGAACUCACGAAUAUACCAAAGGUUACAACUAAAUAAAGAAUUUGUCAUUACUAUAUAUUGCACUCAAUGUUCCACGAUUAAUAUAAAACAUUAUUUUCUAAUGGAUAAUGCAAAAAAUGUUUUACUUCCUCAGUGUAGCUAGAUUAAAUAAUUAUUGUAAUUAUGUAUCUAAUGAAAAAACGCUACAUGCUAGAGGACACUACUGCACCCUCUGCACUAAAAAAAUGUCAACCCUUUUGUCACACAAUCUGGCAGCUCUAUGGCAAACUAUCUUUUUACUUAAUAAAAACACGUGAAAGUAAA
Neocloeon triangulifer is the source of this 2965-nucleotide messenger RNA. It is a transcript of the gene nvy, whose product is annotated as protein CBFA2T3. NCBI's taxonomy places the organism in Eukaryota, Metazoa, Arthropoda, Insecta, Ephemeroptera, Baetidae. The transcript is spliced from 10 exons. Gene Ontology annotation, cellular component: nucleus. Gene Ontology annotation, biological process: negative regulation of DNA-templated transcription; DNA-templated transcription. Bases 239 to 1996 code for a protein of 585 amino acids. Gene Ontology annotation, molecular function: transcription corepressor activity. The record is from RefSeq and is a predicted model, not a curated record.